Messenger RNA from Pipistrellus kuhlii (Kuhl's pipistrelle), 1077 nucleotides. Its product is annotated as autophagy-related protein 101-like. The transcript has 2 exons. NCBI's taxonomy places the organism in Eukaryota, Metazoa, Chordata, Mammalia, Chiroptera, Vespertilionidae. The record is from RefSeq and is a predicted model, not a curated record. Gene Ontology annotation, cellular component: phagophore assembly site. Gene Ontology annotation, biological process: autophagosome assembly; autophagy. The coding region runs from base 143 to 799 and encodes 218 amino acids.
GCGGCAUUAGGUGGUCGGGCGCUGCGGCGCGUGGAGUCGCUGCGCGUCCGGGCCGCGGGUCCGGGGAGGGCAGCCCCUGUGUGGGGUGAAGCUCCCUGUCUCUACUCCUGUCCCCGCCCUGUGGUGGGCCACUGGCCGAAGGAUGAACUGCCGCUCGGAGGUGCUGGAGGUGUCGGUGGAGGGGCGGCAGGUGGAGGAGGCCAUGCUGGCCGUGCUGCACACGGUGCUCCUGCAUCGCAGCACAGGCAAGUUCCACUACAAGAAGGAGGGCACCUACUCCAUCGGCACCGUGGGCACCCAGGAUGUCGACUGCGACUUCAUCGACUUCACCUACGUGCGGGUCUCCUCUGACGAGCUGGACCGGGCCCUGCGCAAGGUGGUUGGGGAAUUCAAGGAUGCACUGCGCAACUCAGGUGGCGACGGGCUAGGGCAGAUGUCCUUGGAGUUCUACCAGAAGAAGAAGUCUCGCUGGCCUUUCUCAGACGAGUGCAUCCCCUGGGAAGUGUGGACAGGCAAGGUGCACGUGGUGGCCCUGGCCACGGAGCAGGAGCGGCAUAUCUGCCGGGAGAAGGUGGGCGAGAAGCUCUGUGAGAAGGUCAUCAACAUCGUGGAGGUGAUGAACCAGCAUGAGUACCUGCCCAAGAUGCCCAUGCAGUCGGAGGUGGACAACGUGUUCGACACGGGCUUGCGGGACGUGCAGCCCUACCUCUACAAGAUCUCCUUCCAGAUCACCGAUGCCCUGGGCACCUCGGUCACCACCACCAUGCGCAGGCUCAUCAAGGACACCCUUGCUCUCUAGGCCGCGCUGGUGCCUUGGGUGCUCCUUGCUGGCUUGCAGACCGUGGCUUCUGGGAAUUGUACUGUUAGCCCCUGGGGCUCUGGAACCUGCUCCAGGUCCUGAUAAGACUUGGGAGGGCCGUCCCCUGGCUCCCUUGACUUGUGGCUGCCAGUCUCUGGUCAGCCUCGUAACCUUCACUGACGGUCAAUCAGGCCAAUACUGUCCCACCUCCGGUGGGUCCCCUUCUCUACUGUAUAGAAGGGCCAUCGCUGUGAUGGUGAAUAAAGUUGAGAAUGUGA